Messenger RNA from Carya illinoinensis, 1294 nucleotides. RefSeq lists its product as uncharacterized. Bases 424 to 924 code for a protein of 166 amino acids. The transcript is spliced from 3 exons. NCBI's taxonomy places the organism in Eukaryota, Viridiplantae, Streptophyta, Magnoliopsida, Fagales, Juglandaceae. The record is from RefSeq and is a predicted model, not a curated record.
UCUCAAAUUAUAAACUGCUAAAUCUGUGCUCUUUUUGAGUGUCACAUUUGGAAAAUGUUGUUGGGGAGAGAUUGCGACAAUGUCAAGUUUUUAACACACCGCCUGUUAUUUCUUCCUAAAGCAAAAGCGAGUAAAAGAUUUUCACCACCAAAAGUGUUUCAUGAUCUCUCCAACUCGCGCCAUUAUAGGAUAUCAAUAGGGUCGUUGGCUUUUGCCUUUUGUGGAUGCUUGCAAGUUCAAACCAGUUGUAAAAUAUGUCCGACCGAAGUGUUUAUUACACAUUAAGCUCUCUCUUUCCUACUUUCCUCCACUUGGGAAUUUUUAAAAGAUCAUCCAUCUUACUUCAGAACCAUUUUCUUGCUGCUUCCAGCUAUUAUAUUUCACAGUUUGGAGGAUUAUUCUCUCAAGCUCUUCUGAACUGCAAUGAUGAAGAAAUCUCCAACAUAUUCGAGAUAUGAAACAAGUGCUUACAGCGGCGAUGGAUUUGAUCCCUAUGUGGACUUCUCGCAGUUCUUGGAAGAAGCAAGACACCACGCAGGAGGAGUAGAUUUCCAGAGCUCACCAUUCAAUCCAGAAGAAAGAGGAAAGAAAAGAUUGCCCGAAGAGAAACAGGGCAAGAAAUCAUGGAAAAAUUCUCUUUUAUCAUGGUGGAAGACUGACAGAAAGAGCAACAGGCCUCAAGUGGAACCAACAAGUAGUUCUUACAUUUCUGUUACAAAACGGCGUCUCGUUUCUGGUCCAAUACAUGGCAGUGGCAAGACCAAUGAUGGCAGGCAGUGGCACCGGCGUUCCACAUCUGGGCCUCUCACCGGUCUUUUCAACCCCACAAAGAGAGUGGAGAAUGGGAUAUCUUAUGUGUGUCUUGACCAGCUUGACAGACCUCAUGCCAUUCAGACCUAUGGACCUGUUUACCUCGUAACUUAGUGUAUGGGCACCAACAAACAUCAAGAAGUUUUUUAGUCAAAUCUGAAUCUGGUGCAUCUGCAUUUUCCGCAUUUAAGAGUUUUUUAAUCUGCUGAGAAACUGUGGGAAGUUUGAGGACAGGAAAAACUUUCCGAACAUUUUGCUGAGAAGAAAAUUUUAUUUCUUAAUUUCCAAAUAUCAGAUAUGGCAGGAUCGUUUUCUUUUAAAAAUCAACCAACUUGGAGCUAUAUUAUUUUGUUUUAUCCCUUCAUUCAAGAAACAAGAGAACCUCAGGGCGGUCGUCUGUAAUUCCAUUUCAUGCUUUGUAUCCUGUUUUCUUGGCAUAUGAUGUGAUUUUUCAGAAACUUACAUUGAUCCAUCUUUUGGUGCU